AUGUCUUUUCAUACUACUGUGAUCAUUAUUAUAGUCACAAAGGAAGAUUUUAUUUCUCUAACCCAGGGUUUCGCUAAGUAUCAAAUGUCCAAAAAUGAUUUUAGUGUUGUUCGUUGGAAGUAUUUCUACCCCUUUAAUCAACCUUACACUGAAUUUUCAAUUGGAGAUAUCAUAAUGUUCAUGGAUAAAUUUAUAGUUGAAAAUCUUGAACAAUACAUUUCUGUUUCUUAUGCUUGUGUUGUUGUGGCUAAUGACCCUGAUCGAGAAUUUGAAGCCAAUGAAAUACCGCUUAGCACUCCUCACUGCAUGUUUCCUGCGCUUGUCUCCUGUAAACCAAAGGAUUGCAGAGAGUCUACUUAUUUUGAUGCUAGAUAUUAUCAAUAUAAUUCGAAUAUGAAUUCAAGAAAUGUCCAUAUGAAAUUGAGAAUAUUUUAUCCUACCAAUGCUCUGCGAUUCUCUUAUCUGCAUGUUAAUCACAGUAUUAAAAUAGGCAGAAUGUUUAUUGUGUCUGGUUUUGUUAAGCGUAUAACAUCAGAUUUUAUAAUAGUUAAACUUACGGAUCUCGACUUUAUAUCUACUAAUGCCAAUACAAUCCAGGAUGUGCAAGUGAGCACUUCUUCAAUUGCUUCAGAUAAUCAGUCAGAUAUUGAUCUGAUCACUGAAGAUGUUAACUCUACUACAUCACAGGUGCUGAAAAGGUCUCAUGUAAUUAUGUCAAGAUCUUCUAAACAAAGUACUAGCUCGUCUUCUGUUACCAGUAACUCCACUACACCUUUUCCAACUUCGAUAACACCCAUUAAUAUUAAUUCUGAAACAUUUCAAAUCCAAAAAGAAAAAAUAAAUUAUGUUUUAAAAGAUGAUGUUUUAGAAUACUUGCAUGAACAGAAUGUUGAAGAAGAACAGAUAAAAAAAGAAGUAAGAGAAUCCUGA
Messenger RNA from Cetraspora pellucida, 930 nucleotides. Lineage: Eukaryota; Fungi; Glomeromycota; Glomeromycetes; Diversisporales; Gigasporaceae. The record is from the annotation of a GenBank genome assembly.